Messenger RNA from Ipomoea triloba (trilobed morning glory), 1720 nucleotides. Its product is annotated as cytochrome P450 85A1-like. Lineage: Eukaryota; Viridiplantae; Streptophyta; Magnoliopsida; Solanales; Convolvulaceae. The record is from RefSeq and is a predicted model, not a curated record. The transcript has 8 exons. The coding region runs from base 87 to 1490 and encodes 467 amino acids. Gene Ontology annotation, biological process: sterol metabolic process. Gene Ontology annotation, molecular function: heme binding; iron ion binding; oxidoreductase activity, acting on paired donors, with incorporation or reduction of molecular oxygen.
UUAAACUACAUAGCAAGUAGCUAAUAAGCCUGUUCCCAUUUACAGUUGUGUCUGAGGUGGGUAGAGAGAGCUACUUGAAUUCAUCAAUGGCUUUCUUCAUAGCUCUUCUUAUGGUGGCCUUUGGGGUGUGUAUCCUCAGUGGGGUGUUACUGAGGUGGAAUGAAAUGAGAUACAGGAAGAAAGGCCUCCCUCCUGGUACUAUGGGUUGGCCUCUCUUUGGGGAGACCACUGAGUUUCUUAAACAAGGUCCUAGUUUCAUGAAGAACCAAAGAGCAAGGUAUGGGAGUUUUUUCAAAUCACACAUACUUGGGUGUCCUACCAUUGUUUCAAUGGAUGCAGAGGUGAACAGAUACAUACUUGCCAAUGAGUCAAAAGGGCUUGUCCCAGGGUACCCCCAGUCCAUGCUUGAUAUUCUUGGAAAGUGCAAUAUUGCAGCAGUCCAUGGCUCAGCUCACAAGUACAUGAGAGGGGCAUUGCUGUCUCUCAUCAGCCCUACCAUGAUUAAACACCACCUCUUGCCCAAGAUUGAUGAGUUCAUGAAUUCCCACGUCACCACCUGGGAUCACAACAUCAUUGACAUUCAACAAAAAACCAACAAGAUGGCUUUUCUUUCCUCUUUGAAGCAAAUUGCUGGCGUUGAAUCUAGCUCAAUAGCUCAGGAAUUCAUGCCGGAAUUCUUUAACCUCGUACUGGGCACUCUCUCCCUGCCUAUAAACCUUCCCAACACAAAUUACCGCCGUGGCCUUCAGGCAAGGGUGAAAAUAGUCUCUCUGUUGAGAAAACUCAUAGAAGCAAGAAGGGCUUCCCAGGAAAAACACCAUGACAUUCUUGGGUUCUUGAUGAAUGAAGAAGAGAAUCGAUACAAACUAAACGAUGACGAGAUGAUUGAUCUGAUCAUCACGAUUUUAUAUUCGGGGUAUGAAACUGUUUCCACCACUUCUAUGAUGGCUGUCAAGUAUCUACAUGAUCACCCAAAAGUGAUUGAAGAACUGAGAAAAGAGCAUAUGGGAAUUAGAGAAAGGAAAGGACCAAAUGAUCCUAUUGACUACAGUGACUACAAAUCAAUGAGAUUCACACGUGCUGUGAUCUUUGAGACUUCAAGGCUAGCAACAAUAGUAAAUGGGGUCCUCAGGAAAACUACUAGAGAUAUUGAACUCAAUGGUUUCUUGAUUCCCAAAGGAUGGAGAAUAUAUGUGUAUACAAGAGAGGUUAAUUAUGAUCCGCGCCUAUAUCCCGAUCCAUAUGCUUUCAACCCCUGGAGAUGGCUGAACAUGGAGAAUCAGAACCAUUCAAUGAUAUUUGGUGGUGGCAGCAGGCAGUGCCCUGGAAAGGAACUUGGGAUGGCAGAAAUCUCAACAUUCCUCCAUUACUUUGUAACCAGAUACAGAUGGGAGGAAGUAGGGGGAGACAGGUUGAUGAAAUUUCCAAGAGUUGAAGCGCCAAAUGGGCUACACUUCAGGGUUUCACCCUACCAACCAUCACUGAAUUGAUGUACAGAAAAGGACAUACCACAAAGAAACUAUAUACACAAUCAUGUCAAUGUUAACAGGGAUGUAAUAAUUAAUAUAAUAUAUAGAGUUGUGGCUAACAUGCAUAGAGAAAUGUAACAAACCCAAUUUUUGCAGGAAAUUCGUUUCCAACUGAAUGUCCGGUUGUAGCCUUAGGCAUUAUUGUAUUGAAAUAAUGGUGCAAUGUUACAAUAAAGGUCUCUUUAAAAUGA